CGGGGGGCGGGCGGGGGCCGGGCCGUGCCGAGCCCCGUACCGCGCUCCUGUCAGCCUCCUCGCCACCUCCGGGGCCGCGUUCAGUCCCCCCGCCCGCAUCAGCCCCCGGCUUCCCCAAGGAUCGCUGCCAUUUGCUUUGAUUUUAUUUUAAUUUUUUAUUAAUUUUUUUUUCACCUCGAAGGGGAGGAGUGCGGAACCCAGCUGGAAAAUGAACCAGAAUGUCUGAGAAAAUGUCCAGCUUUCUGUACAUCGGGGACAUCGUGUCCCUGUACGCGGAGGGCUCCGUCAAUGGGUUCAUCAGCACGCUGGGGUUAGUGGAUGACCGGUGUGUGGUCCAGCCAGAGGCAGGUGAUCUUGCUAAUCCUCCAAAGAAGUUCCGAGACUGCCUUUUCAAGGUGUGUCCUAUGAACAGAUAUUCAGCCCAGAAGCAGUACUGGAAAGCCAAGCAAGCCAAACAAGGAAACCAUACUGAAGCAGCUCUGCUGAAGAAACUUCAACAUGCAGCAGAGCUGGAACAAAAGCAGAAUGAAAGCGAGAAUAGAAAGCUGUUGGGCGAAAUUGUAAAAUACAGCAAUGUCAUCCAGCUACUGCACAUUAAAAGCAACAAAUACCUCACAGUCAACAAGAGAUUGCCAGCUCUGCUAGAGAAGAAUGCUAUGCGGGUGUCCCUGGAUGCUGCAGGGAAUGAGGGCUCUUGGUUUUAUAUCCAGCCCUUCUGGAAACUGAGAAGUGAAGGUGACAAUGUUGUGGUGGGAGAUAAAGUUGUUCUCAUGCCAGUCAAUGCAGGACAGCCUCUGCAUGCCAGCAACAUUGAGCUUCUAGACAACCCUGGCUGCAAAGAGGUAAAUGCUGUCAACUGUAACACAAGCUGGAAAAUAACCUUGUUCAUGAAAUUCAGUAGUUACCGAGAUGAUGUACUCAAAGGAGGAGAUGUUGUGAGGCUGUUUCAUGCAGAGCAAGAGAAGUUUCUGACCUGUGAUGAAUAUGAGAAGAAACAGCACAUUUUCCUCCGCACUACAUUACGUCAGUCAGCCACCUCUGCAACAAGUUCUAAAGCACUGUGGGAAAUAGAGGUUGUCCACCAUGACCCUUGCCGGGGAGGGGCAGGACAGUGGAAUAGCUUGUUUAGAUUUAAGCAUUUGGCAACUGGAAACUACUUGGCUGCAGAGCUUAACCCACACUACCCAGAAGGUAAUAAUGAAGGAAAAGCUUUGCAGAGAGAUGGCGACCUUCCUGCUUCAAAGAAGAAACGCCUGGCAGGGGAGAAGAUUAUGUAUACUUUGGUCUCUGUGCCACAUGGAAAUGACAUCGCAUCUCUCUUUGAACUGGAUGCCACCACCCUUCAGAGAGCUGAUUGCCUGGUUCCAAGGAACUCCUAUGUCCGACUGAGGCACUUGUGCACCAACACUUGGGUCACCAGCACCAGCAUACCGAUAGACACUGAGGAAGAGAGGCCUGUGAUGUUAAAGAUUGGGACGUGCCAAACCAAAGAGGACAAGGAAGCUUUUGCCAUUGUAUCGGUUCCUCUGUCUGAGGUCAGAGACUUGGACUUUGCCAAUGAUGCCAACAAGGUUUUAGCAUCAACUGUAAAAAAGCUGGAGAAUGGAACAAUAACCCAGAAUGAAAGGAGGUUUGUAACCAAGCUACUGGAAGAUCUCAUUUUCUUUGUUGCUGAUGUGCCCAAUAACGGGCAAGAAGUUUUGGAUGUGAUCAUUACCAAGCCAAAUCGGGAACGACAGAAAUUAAUGAGGGAGCAAAAUAUAUUGGCUCAGAUAUUUGGCAUCCUCAAAGCUCCUUUUAAGGACAAAGGUGAAGGAUCAAUGCUGAGACUUGAAGACCUGGGCGACCAGAGAUAUGCUCCCUACAAAUACAUGUUAAGAUUAUGUUAUAGAGUUCUAAGACACUCUCAACAGGACUAUAGGAAGAACCAGGAGUAUAUUGCUAAGAACUUCUGUGUCAUGCAGUCCCAGAUUGGUUAUGAUAUUCUGGCAGAAGACACCAUCACAGCUUUGUUGCACAACAACAGAAAACUGCUAGAGAAACACAUCACGGCUAAAGAAAUAGAGACGUUUGUCAAUUUACUCAGGAGAAAUCGAGAGCCAAGAUUCUUGGAUUAUCUGUCAGACCUGUGUGUAUCUAACACCACAGCAAUACCAGUAACUCAGGAACUCAUCUGCAAGUUUAUGCUGAGCCCAGGGAAUGCUGACAUUCUCAUCCAGACCAAGCUGGUUUCAACCCAAAUGGACAAUCCUCUGGAAUGCCCAGUCAUCUCGGAUGACAUUGAUGAAGAGGAAGUGUGGCUUUACUGGAUUGACAGCAACAAGGAGCCUCAUGGCAAAGCCAUCAGGCAUCUGGCUCAGGAGGCAAAGGAGGGCACAAAAGCUGAUUUAGAAGUUCUCACCUACUACAGGUACCAACUGAACCUCUUUGCAAGGAUGUGCCUGGACCGCCAGUAUCUUGCCAUCAACCAGAUUUCUGCCCAGCUGUCAGUGGACUUGAUCCUCAGGUGUAUGUCUGAUGAGAGCCUCCCCUAUGACCUGCGGGCUUCCUUUUGCCGUCUGAUGCUGCACAUGCAUGUGGACAGGGAUCCCCAGGAGUCUGUGGUGCCUGUCAAGUACGCCAGAUUGUGGACUGAAAUUCCUACCAAGAUCACCAUUCAUGAGUAUGAUUCCUUCACUGACUCUUCAAGGAAUGAAAUGAAGACAAAGUUUGCACUAACAAUGGAAUUUGUAGAAGAGUACUUGAAAGAAGUUGUGAAUCAGCCCUUUCCGUUUGGAGACAAAGAGAAAAACAAACUUACAUUUGAGGUGGUACAUCUGGCUCGAAACCUCAUAUACUUUGGCUUUUAUAGUUUUAGUGAGCUUCUCAGGCUAACCCGGACGCUGCUGGCAAUUCUAGAUAUUGUUCAAGUUCCCAUAUCAUCGUACUUCGAAAGGCUGAGCAAGUUUCAGGAUGGAGGGAACAACGUCAUGAGGACCAUCCAUGGGGUAGGAGAGAUGAUGACCCAAAUGGUGCUGAGCAGAGGGUCUGUAUUUCCCAUCAGUACCCCUGACAUACAGCCAAGCAUUCACCCAAGCAAGCAAGCCAGUACUGCAGACAGUGAAGAUGUGAUUGUAAUGGACACCAAAUUGAAAAUCAUUGAGAUUUUGCAGUUUAUUCUCAGUGUUAGACUGGACUACAGAAUAUCCUACAUGCUGUCUAUCUAUAAGAGAGAGUUUGGGGAAAACACUGAAAAUGUUGACUGCUCUACAUCAUCCCCACCUGACACACCAGGGACUGCCUCAGCAAUUGUUCCUGACAUAGAUGAAAUUGCGGCUCAGGCUGAAACCAUGUUUGCUGGCAGAAAGGAGAAGAAUGCAGUUCAGCUUGAUGAUGAAGGGGGCAGAACUUUUUUGCGGGUCCUCAUUCACCUUAUCAUGCAUGACUACCCCCCGUUGCUCUCAGGGGCUCUGCACCUGCUCUUCAAGCACUUCAGCCAGAGAGCAGAAGUUCUGCAAGCAUUCAAACAGGUUCAGUUGCUGGUGUCCAAUCAAGAUGUAGAUAACUACAAGCAAAUCAAGGCUGAUCUUGACCAGUUACGUCUGACUGUAGAAAAAUCUGAAUUGUGGGUUGAGAAGAGCAGCAAUUAUGAGAGUGGAGAGGUGGGCGACAAUCAAACCAAAGGGGGAGAAGAGCCAAUGGAGGAAUCAAACAUUUUGAGCCCAAUACAGGAUGGGACCAAAAAACCCCAGAUAGACAGUAUUAAAAGCAAUAACUACAAUAUUGUUAAAGAGAUUUUGAUUCGACUCAGCAAACUUUGUGUUCAGAAUAAAAAAUGUCGGAAUCAACAGCAGCGUUUACUGAAAAAUAUGGGCGCCCACUUGGUGGUCUUGGACCUUCUGCAGAUCCCCUAUGAAAAGAGUGAUGAAAAGAUGAAUGAAGUUAUGAAUCUAGCCCACACUUUUCUUCAGAAUUUCUGUCGAGGAAAUCCUCAGAAUCAAGUUCUCCUCCACAAAAAUCUCAACUUGUUCUUAACUCCAGGGCUCCUGGAAGCUGAGACCAUGAGGCACAUCUUCAUGAAUAAUUACCUCCUGUGCAACGAGAUCAGCGAGAGGGUGGUGCAGCACUUUGUGCACUGCAUUGAGACCCACGGCCGGCACGUGGAGUACCUGCGAUUCCUGCAGACCAUUGUGAAAGCAGAUGGCAAAUACGUGAAAAAGUGCCAGGACAUGGUAAUGACAGAGCUGAUAAAUGGCGGUGAAGAUGUGCUGAUAUUCUACAAUGACAGAGCAUCCUUCCCAGUGCUUCUCCAGAUGAUGUGUUCGGAGCGAGACCGAGCCGACGAGAGCGGGCCCUUGGCCUAUCACAUCACUCUGGUGGAGCUGCUGGCUGCCUGCACCGAGGGCAAGAAUGUGUACACAGAGAUCAAGUGCAAUUCACUGCUGCCCCUGGAUGAUAUUGUGAGGGUAGUGACCCAUGAUGACUGCAUCCCUGAGGUGAAAAUUGCUUAUGUUAAUUUUGUUAACCACUGUUACGUGGACACUGAAGUGGAAAUGAAAGAAAUCUAUGCUAGUAACCAUAUCUGGAAACUUUUUGAGAAUUUUCUUGUUGAUAUGGCAAGGGUUUGUAACACAACCACAGAUCGUAAACAUGCAGACACAUCUCUGGAGAAAUAUGUCACUGAGCCUGUCAUGAGCAUUGUGAGUGGCUUCUUCAAUUCACCAUUUUCAGAUAACAGCACCAGCCUCCAGACACACCAGCCUGUUUUUAUUCAGCUGCUGCAGUCUGCUUUUAGAAUUUACAACUGUACCUGGCCAAACCCAACACAGAAAGCCUCAGUGGAGUCCUGUAUCAAGACUUUGGCUGAAGUGGCAAAGAACCGUGGGAUUGCGAUUCCAGUGGAUUUGGACAGCCAGGUGAACACCUUAUUCAUGAAGAGUCACUCCAACAUGGUGCAGAGGGCAGCCAUGGGCUGGAGGAUGUCAGCCCGCAGUGGACCUCGCUUCAAAGAAGCUCUUGGUGGGCCAGCAUGGGAUUACAGGAAUAUCAUAGAGAAACUACAGGACGUGGUGUCCUCCUUGGAGCAGCAGUUCACGCCUAUGAUGCAAGCUGAGUUCUCAGUGCUGGUUGAUGUGCUGCACAGCCCAGAGCUCCUGUUCCCUGAGGGCAGUGAUGCCAGAAUAAGAUGCGGCGCUUUCAUGUCCAAGUUGAUUAAUCAUACAAAGAAGCUAAUGGAGAAAGAAGAAAAGCUCUGCAUUAAAAUCCUUCAAACUUUGCGAGAAAUGCUUGACAAGAAAACCAAUUUUGCAGAAGAGGGCAACACUUUAAGGAAAAUCCUCCUGUAUCGGUACUUUAAAGGGGAAUAUGGAAGUGGUAUGAAUGGGCCCCUGUCUGCCAGCUACAGCAAAACUGCACAAGUGGGAGGUGGAUUUUCAGGACAAGAUGCAGAUAAGUCUGGGGUGACCAUGUUUGAUAUCCAGUGCCUCCUGGACAAAGAAGGUGCCUCAGAACUGGUCAUAGAUGUGAUAGUGAACACCAGAAAUGACAGGAUUUUCUCUGAGGGCAUUCUGCUUGGUAUUGCGCUGCUUGAAGGUGGAAAUACACAAACACAGUAUUCGACUUACCAGCAACUAAAGGAGCAGAAAAAGUCAGAGAGGUUCUUUAAAGUGCUGUAUGAUCGCAUGAAAGCUGCUCAGCAGGAGAUCCGAUCCACAGUGACAGUGAACACUAUUGAUUUGGGGAGCAAAAAGAAGGAGGAUGACAGCGACCUCUCCAUAUCUGUUCCCAAAAAGAGAGUUAAGGAUUCAACUAUGCAUCUGAAAGAGGGAAUGAAAGGACAGUUAACAGAAGCGUCUUCUGCAACCUCCAAGGCUUACUCUGUGUACAGAAGAGAAAUGGACCCAGAAAUAGAUCUGAUGGGCUCAGGAGCAGAUGCUGCAAAUGCAGAAGAGAAGUCUGCAGAAGAAGCAAUCAUGAGCCCUGCCAUUGCAAUCAUGCAGCCAAUACUGAGAUUUCUUCAGCUGCUGUGUGAGAACCACAACCGAGAGCUCCAGAAUUUCUUAAGAUAUCAAAACAAUAAAACAAAUUACAACCUCGUUUGUGAGACCCUUCAGUUUUUGGACUGCAUCUGCGGGAGCACCACAGGUGGGCUGGGCUUACUGGGGCUUUACAUCAAUGAGAGGAACGUGGCUCUUGUCAACCAGACGCUGGAAAGCUUGACGGAAUAUUGCCAGGGCCCGUGCCAUGAAAACCAGACAUGCAUAGCCACCCAUGAGUCUAAUGGGAUUGAUAUUAUAAUUGCUCUCAUCUUGAACGACAUAAACCCUCUUGGCAAAUACUGCAUGGACUUGGUGCUUCAGCUCAAGAACAAUGCCUCCAAGCUUUUGCUGGCUAUUAUGGAAAGCAGGCAAGACAGUGAGAAUGCGGAAAGAAUCCUUUUCAACAUGAGACCAAGGGAACUGGUGGAUGUGAUGAAGAAUGCCUACAACCAAGGUCUGGAAUGUGACCACGAGGAGGAGAAUGGAGAUGAUGGCAUCUCCCCAAAAGAUGUUGGCCAUAAUAUCUAUAUUUUGGCACAUCAGUUGGCUUGUCACAAUAAAACAUUGCAACAGAUGCUGAAGCCAGGGUCAGAUCCAGAUGAAGGAGAUGAAGCCUUGAGGUUUUAUGCCAAACAUACGGCACAGAUAGAGAUUGUUCGCCACGAUAGAACAAUGGAAAAGAUUGUCUUUCCUGUCCCCAAUAUUUGUGAAUUCCUCACUCGGGAAUCCAAAAGUCGGGUGUUCAAUACAACAGAGAGAGAUGAACAAGGAAGCAAAGUCAAUGACUUUUUCCAGCAGACUGAGGAUCUGUACAAUGAGAUGAAAUGGCAAAAGAAAAUUAGAAAUAAUCCAGCCCUCUUUUGGUUCUCCAGACACAUCUCUCUCUGGGGGAGCAUUUCCUUCAACCUUGCUGUAUUCAUCAAUUUAGCAGUUGCUCUGUUCUACCCUUUUGGAGAUGAUGGAGAUGAAGGCACGCUCUCACCAUUGUUUUCCGUGCUCCUCUGGAUAGCAGUGGCGUUUUGCACAGCAAUGCUGUUUUUCAUCUCCAAGCCUGUUGGCAUUCGACCCUUUUUGGUGUCCGUUAUUCUCAGGUCAAUAUAUACUAUAGGGCUCGGUCCUACCUUGAUACUCCUUGGUGCUGCUAAUCUCUGUAACAAAAUUGUGUUCCUGGUGAGCUUUGUUGGGAACCGUGGGACCUUCACCCGUGGCUACAGAGCGGUCAUCAUGGACAUGGCUUUUCUCUACCACGUGGCUUAUGUCCUUGUCUGCAUGCUGGGCCUCUGUGUGCACGAGUUCUUCUACAGCUUCCUGCUGUUUGAUCUGGUGUACAGGGAGGAGACAUUGCUAAAUGUGAUAAAAAGUGUUACCCGGAAUGGCCGUUCAAUUAUCCUCACUGCAGUGCUUGCUCUCAUCCUGGUUUAUCUCUUCUCCAUCAUUGGCUUCCUCUUCCUGAAAGAUGACUUUAUCAUGGAGGUUGACAGGUUGAAAAUCAAGACCCCUGCUGCAGGUAUUGGUAAAGUUCCCACUACAACCCUGACAUCAAUGAUGGGAGCCUGUGCAAAGGAGAACUGUUCCACAAGCAUCCCAGCUCUUAACCCAGGUGAAGAAGAGGAGGAUGGAAUAGAAAGGACCUGCGACACCCUGCUCAUGUGCAUUGUGACCGUGUUAAACCAAGGCCUGAGGAAUGGUGGUGGUGUGGGAGACGUGCUCAGAAAGCCUUCCAAAGAUGAGCCCUUGUUUGCUGCACGAGUUGUUUAUGAUCUUCUGUUUUACUUCAUUGUCAUAAUUAUCGUUCUCAACCUGAUCUUUGGAGUCAUCAUUGAUACAUUUGCUGAUCUCAGAAGUGAAAAGCAGAAAAAGGAGGAGAUACUAAAGACCACCUGUUUCAUCUGUGGACUGGAGAGAGACAAAUUUGAUAACAAGACCGUUUCGUUUGAGGAGCAUAUAAAGGCAGAACACAACAUGUGGCAUUAUUUGUACUUUAUAGUUCUUGUCAAAGUUAAAGAUCCAACUGAAUACACUGGCCCGGAGAGCUACGUGGCACAAAUGAUUGUGAAAAAAGCAUCAAGCAUAAAAUGUAUUCUAAAGCAACAUGCAGUUUAUACACCUCAAGCUUUAUGGAGAUGUUGGUGGGAAUAAAGCACGUCAGCUCUUCCAGUGCUGCCCUUUCUUCUUGUACACUAUCUUUUAUCAGUUAUUGGGUGAAAUAUUAAUGAAUAUUAAAGCAGGGCAGUAGGUUUUAUUAUUUGUUUGCUCUCCAGGCCUCUUUUAUGAAGUCAGACAGGUAUUCUACAAUUUCCAAAGAGACAGAAACUUUGAAAAGCUGGCUGCAUGCCUUGUGUUUGCACUGAGAACCUGCAUGAAUUGAUUCCCUAUUAAACUUUCAUUCCUGUAGAAAAACCCUGUUUAUCUGACCUAUUUGACCAGAAACACCAUCCCUAGCAAACCCAGAGAUGCACAUAACUUGUAUUACGUUGAUACAGCAAUCUUUAAAUAUUCCUUGUGUCCAUUUGUCAGAGGAGACAGUUUAGUGUGGUAACUGAACCAAUGAAGGUUAAUGUCCAAACUUUUAUACUUCUCUUUUCAGAGGUGUAAUUUGUACACACAUAUUUCACCCAAGCCUUGGUAGCUGUAAAUAGAUAUAUGGAGGUGAAAAAAAGAGGACAUGAUUAGUUACUGAAUUUUUUGCAGCUCAACAGAGAUAUGAAUUAGCCUAUGAUUUGCACCUCCAUUCAUUUGCAAACAUAAAAGGCUAUUGGCUUAGCAGUUCAAUUAGUUAUUUUUCCCUUUGAAAGAAUGAAAGACUUCAGCAAACGAAGCCCUGAAACUUUCAUUCUCACGUGCUCUAUCCACAGUUCUCAGCAAGUUUUGUAAUGGCUUUUAUCAGCAUUAGUGCUACCUGUCAUAACUACAUAAUUACAGCACCUAAUUAUAUUAUUACUUAUUUACCCUAGUUAUGUAAUUGGAUGUAAUUGUGCAAUUAUGUAACUCCUCAGUCAGCUGAAAAAUGCUCUAAAACCAGCCUAUGCGCCUAAGAGUAAAGGAUACUGCAGUGAAUUGGACAUCUCUUCAAAAGCAAGGCAAUCUUUGCUGGGAAAUUACAGGUUCCUUUCUCCAUUAUGGUCAUUGAGACCAUGAACCUUUUAUUCCCAUCAAUGUGGCAGGGAGGAAGCAGUACAGAUAGGCUGAGCAACACCAGUCUGAAAUUCUGAACAAUUGUCUUCUGAUUCAGUUUUUUUAAAAGCACUUAUGUCACACAGCAAUGACCUGGCAUUGGCCACGUGACAAAAUAUUUUAACUGUUUUAUUUUAAAUAUUUUGGAGGGGUCAGCUUUUUUUCAUUAUUAUUUUUCUUUUAAAUUGUUGAAUAAAAGAAAUAUUUAACCAUGUCAUGAGGAAAAAUGCAUUCCCCUUUUGAAACAUUCUGAUUGUUUGGUUUGCUGUUUUUAAAUACUGAAGUUUUGAAAAUUCAGCUGAAUUUAGUGCUUCUUUGAGCUGGUGUUGUUGUUUCUGUUCUUCCUAUCUCCAAGCUCAUGGUUUUGCCUUCUUUUUCUAUUAGAUACCCAGAAGUGGGUGUUAGAUUGAAAAGCAGCGCUGGGAAUAAUGCCAAAUGAGCCAUUGAGAAGCCUCACAAUAGUUGUCAUUCUGCCCAUGCUGUGUGCUGGGCAGCGCCAGCCCUUUUCCCUCAGCACCCUCCUCUCUCCUACCUCGCUGCUCUGCCUUUUGCCGUGUUCCCACCUCGGGAGGGGAGGUGUGAUGUGAGCCAUGGCAGCUCCUGGCUGCUCCUAGGGGUCAGGUCGUGGCCAGAGUUGCUCCAUGAGGCUGUGCCCCCCCCCGGUACAGGAGCAGGGCGAGGGGACAAGCUCCCUCCUGGAGCCAGGGCUGCUUGCGUACAGCCCCUGGCACACCUUGCAAAGGGGAUUUUCUUCAUCUUAGCCAGCCCCAGCAGAUGUGGCCGAGUGUCAAAACAGCCAAGGUGUGAGCCAAGAGCACCUACAGAACCCAACAGCUGUGGGUCAGGAGGCUGCCUGUCCAUCCCCUCACACCCUGGGGGAGGUUGCUCCAGGGUUGCUCCGUGAGCAAAAGGCAUUUCACCGAUGCCAGACCAUGGUGUGCUCCCCUGAUGUCUGACAGACUCAGUGGCCAUCCCCGAGCAAGCCACGUGGAGCUUCUAGGGGAGGCAGCUCCAAGGGAAAUUCAGGCAAGAGAGGCGGAGACAGUGAAAAAGUGCUGUACAGAAAGGGGAAGGGCAUGCUGACAGCAUGGGGGUUUGUGGAACAAGCUGUUCUUUACUGCUGUCGAUUUUUGUCAAAGAAUGUAAUAAAAUUAUAUGUACUAAGAGGGCUGUUGACCUCUGCUCUUAAAAUAAAGCUUCUUUGCAGAAAGAAGAAAAAAAGUUCUGACAUCCAAAAUUCUUCUAUUGUGUUAUCCAUCACCCUUUUGAAUUUUGGAGGUAAAAUUUUCUCUGCUAGUUCUGUAGAUAUUACAUUCACGGAUCACAAAACACCGUAUGGGUAGAGAGAAUGACCUAAAGCAGGGAAAUGUCAAUCCAAAGUAGCAUGAAUGCUGCAGAAUGGGCACUUGGGAUCUUGGGAAGACACUUCCUGUGCUUUUCACAUGCACUUUGGUGAUUUCAUCCCAGACAACUCCAGGAGUUUCCUCCUCCAGAUGUCCACCAGACCCUUCUGCCGCAGUGAGAGCAGGGGGGGGAGGACCAGGGACAUGUUUGUUCACUCCUGAGCUGCUGCAGUUCACAGCCUAGAGUACUAAUGUGAAAAUUGAUGGCCACUGAAGUCAUGCCAGUCUGAACUGCACUAGUUGAGGAGAGGACACGGCUCUGGUUCUGCUGCCUCUGGAUAGGUGGGAUAAUAUCAGCAGGGAGAAAGGGCACCAGCUAUUUGGAGGGACCCCUUCAGCUGCUGCAGCUGAAUCUGACAGGGAUGGUGAGCUGCUGCUCUUAAACUGGUUCAUUAUAAAUAAACUGGUUUUUUUAAGGCUUCUUCAUUAUCAUUAAUUCCAGUUCAGCAUGAACUUUCUGAUCUGACAACUCACAGGCUUGAAAACCCUUACAGGACUUGGGCACAGAAAUGUUGUGCUGGAGUGGAGCAUGGAGUUUAUAGCUUUUGGGAAGUUAAUAAUGCUCCCAUUGUUAGGGCUGGGUUAUUUUACUUUUUAAGACUGGCUUUGCUCCAAAAACUAGUAGAUUUUAUCUAAGGGAAACUUGCAAGUAUGAGAUGUAUGUACAUAUCAUUAAGCAAUGCAACUUUUUCUUAAUUACUUUUAAAAGGCUGAUAUGAUGCAUGUCACGUUAUGAGUAAUUACUUACCAUGGCAGUAACACCAAGAGCGCAAAAGCCAGCUGCUAAAUAAGAUCUGAGGUCUCUGACAAGGGCUUAUUUCCUAGGAAAUGCAGUGUUGGUUUUGUCUGCAGUUGGGUUUUCAUAAAAUAAGCAAUUAAAGAAAUACACCUAAAUAGAUGAUUUACAGCUCCCAUUUUUCUGUUGUGCUCAAAAUUGGAGAGCAAGUGAGAAUGGAACUCUGUUUCCUUCCACUUGGGCAUGGGCCCUGUGGGGAGUCCAGGGCUUUGGAUUAGGUGCAUCAGGUCCCAGAGAAAAUCUUUCUUCUGCAUCAAGGCCUGCCCCAAAUCCACAGAGGACCUCAGAGUUGAUUACUAUUGAGUGAUACAGUCACUAAAAUUGAGCCACCCUCAGAUAUCCGAGUAUUAGCCAGGUUUUACAUGGACAGGAUAAAUUGAGGCACUGUUCUUUCUGCCGCUAGGUAUUGAGUUAUUUUUCUAUUGUUGCUUUUCUUGUUCCUCAAAAAUAAAUCUCAUUUCUGUGGGAAGACCACUGCUAUUUUUGCUUCUCUGUACAAUUUGCCUCUAUGCUAUUAUCUCAUUAAAUUGCUGAACACCUCCCUCUCCACUUCAUAAAAUAAGCAAUCACAGUAACAUGCCUAAUUAGCUGCUUUCUUGCUCAUUUGUGUUUCUCCAAGCAUGAAGUUAACAUCACGUGAGGACUUUGCAUCUUUGCGCAAAGCUCCUGUUCUUCAAAAGAGCUGAGCAUCUUCUUUUAUACUUGAAGGAUUCUGCAUCUUCCAGCAAUGGGCUCUUUGGCCUGCCAUAAAUAAUUUAAUUGGCCUGCUUGGCUCAGUGAUGCAUGAGACAUGGGUAAAUAAAGGAAAAGGUGGGCUUCAUUUGGUCCCUCCUUGCAAAAGCUUGAGGUUUCAGUGAGUUUAUGUUUAACACAUCCUUUUCAGACAGGCAAAAUUAAUUAUCCUGCUGCUGCUUGAACAGGAAGCCAUGGAUCUGAUCCUGCCUCCUUAGAAAUGAUGUCAUCUCCUGGAGCGGGAGAGAGCUUGGUGUCCAGGGCGGUGCUGCAGCACAGGCAGGUUUUCUGUGUGCAGUGAGGGGAUGGUGAUGACCUUUGUCCCCCAACUGAUUUGGGGAGGGAAUGGCCAUGGCACAGAACCCUUGUCUCUGCUCAGCCCCUCACAUUUUUGUUAACUUCUAAAGCACCAACACAAUCCUGUCCAUUUCCUUCUUUCCUUUAAAAUCACUUCUAUGGACACAGCUGUGAUAUAAUUUCAAGUUAACAGAGCAGAGCAUAAAACUCCUCAAAAGUAUAUUCAUUGAUAUUUGGGCUUUUUUUCCCCCUGAGAUCCAGAAUCAGCAGUUUGAUGCUACCCAGACCUAGUCUUUUUGGCCCCUGUGAUAUUGUGGCUCACUUUUAAGCUUAGCUUGAUUUCAAGAUUUGGCCACCUGUCUGUUUAGGCUUCAAAGAUUUUGCGGCAAAGAUGGGUUCUGCCUUGAUAAUACAGUCUAGUCACAGCCUCCUUGUCCUCCUUCCAACUUUUACUUGUUAAAUUUGCAAAUUAAAAUAAAUGAGCUGAGUUGGGUUCCUGUUCAUUUGCUUGCUGCUGGCCUUAAAAAUUCAAGGAAGGGUCUGGACAUGAGGCUGUGUUCCUUGAAACUUGCACAUCCCCAGGAGCAGGGAGGGGAGGUGUUCCAGCUGGAGCGCCCCGAGCAGAGCAGUGCUGCUGGCAGGACACGGGCUGCAGUUCCCUGCUGGAAUCCACCCUCGCCUCAACCUGCCAGAGACUGGAGCUGUUAACUUUCCAGGCAGCCUGCAAAAGCCAUCUUUUAUCCCUUUGUUAAAGAAGCCUGUGGCUUGAGAUGGAUCUGUGUGUGGGCAGACCUUUAGUCUGUGAUUCCAAGUGGUGGAAAGGCUUUCCAAGGCACUGCAUAGGCACCUACUGUUGCGCUUAAAAUCCUGGCAGUGACAGAGCCCUGAUUCUCCUGGGACUGGCAGCACAGGGCUUUGCCAGUGAAAGCUGGACCUUAACUGGGAUCACUGUUAGUGAUAAGAAGUUGAACCCCAGAGGAAUAGUGUGAUGAGCAGAUCUUGAAACGUGUCAACUGAAUUAAUUUGAUUUUGCUCAAUGGGAGAAGCAACAGACACAAAACACUUCAGUGCUAUUUGAGAAUAUUAUUGCAACAUUUGAAAACAAUUACUGGUCUUUGUAUUACAGUGGUACUGAGCCUCUGGCUGCUUGAAUGGGAAAGAGACUGAAAAAUUGUCUAUGGCCAAGACAGAUAACUGCAGAUGCUGAGGAAGGGAAGGACAGCGGGGUUCCCCAAAGACAUGAGGGCAGUCAGUAAAAGAACAGAGAGGUGAAUAUAUUGCCUUGCUAGGAACUACAUUUAAAAGUAAAUAGGCCUGAAGUUGUUGGGACUCAAAACAUAGCAGUGAGAUUCUGCAAGAUGCAAACCAGGGAAAGGCUACAGAAAAAAUUCAGUUCUGCUUCUGACCUCUCACAAUGCAGAGGCAGCAAGAUUUGAGGGGAUUUAGUACAACAUUGGCUUGAGCUUGAUUUACAAGGUGCUGCAGAUAUGAUGAAGUUACUUGUUUGCUGAAUCCAUCAUGGAAGGAAAAAUUCACUGGCCCAUAUUACUCUGCAUGGAUAAGUUUCUGAAUUUGUGUAACUUUGGUCUCAUUGUGCUAUUUAUCUUUUGGGAUCAGCUUUAUGAGAUUUGUGUCAGGCUUUUCUAUUUGGUUGCAAGGCUGCUUUGCAGAGUCUUCUCUCUUGUUUGUAUGGUGGAUGUGUGUAUGAUAAAAAGCUAAGAUUGCAUCAUCUUUAAUAAAAGCAAAGAUGUAUAGCCUAAAGAAAUCAGAUUAGUUGUAGAGAAAGAAAUCAAUCAGGUUGGCAAAUUGCUUCUGUGGGACAAGGUGCAAAAUGUUUGUUUCAUACAGUAUUUAUUGAACAAAUUUGUUGAGAAGAUGGUUAAAAAUGCUCUACAAGAAAAAAAAGAUGAACCAUUUUGUUCAAUUUAAAUGGCAUUGAUGUAUUUUUUACAUCAUGAAUUCUUGCAAUAUUACCAACAACAAUCCCUGAUAAAGUACUUUGCACAAUUGCCUCACAGGGCAUUUUGAGAUAAAAGUAUAUAUCGGAGAUUGUAAAGUGGCUGCAUCCAAUUUAUAUAUAAUGGAACCCACUACAGCCAUCCUCCAAAAUUCAAUAGAUCGGGAAUCACAUUACACUUCUGUGAGUUUGGGGUAGUAGGAGCUCUAAAGAGCCUCCAAAACAAACAGGCAGCUUUAAAUCAUAUUUAAUGAACCCUGUGUAUUUUAUGCACAUGUGAUUACAAUGUUUUGUUUCUGUUUUUCAUUUUGCUGGUGAUGGGGAAGGAAAAUCCUAAGUUCAGGCCUGUGAAACUGAUCAUCUGCUUGUUCUCAAGCAAAAAUUCAGUUUAACUGGACACAGCAAACCAUUUAAAAUGCUGAAAAAAAAAAACAAAACUGAAAAAAAACCAAAAAAGAAAAAGCAGAUCUGUACAGAGAAUCCAUAAUAUUUCCUAGCAAAAGCACUAAAUGAAAAUGCAGUAUGGGCAGAUAAAGGGUCAUGCAGUACCAUGGUGGUUUUUCUUUUAUUCAUCUAUGCCUGCAGCCUUGAAAACAACCCACAGUAGACACAAACCUGAACAAGUAGACGGCCCAGUUUUGCUGUUUCCCACAUAUUUCCUGAAGGGAAUAAAAGCACAAGUGGAUAGGUGGCACCUUGUGUGCUGCAGCCAGACCUGCCAUGAGGCCAAUCCUUGGCCAUUGUGCCUGCAUGGGCAAGGAGCUGUUCUUGCUGUGCAGAGGAAGCCACUGACAAGCAUUUGAGCAGAGCAAGGGAUCAGAGAGCAGGUUGAUAGUGUUCAAGCCCAUAGGGCUGGAAGGUGGCCAUUGCUUGGUGUUGUUUUCUCAAGAGAUGCUUCAUAGAGGAACUUAGAUCUUAAUCCUCUCCUCUGAGUGGUACUCAAGUAUGUGCAUUUAUGAUCUUCCAGGUCUUUUCCAACCUUAAUGUUUCCAUGAUUUUGUGCAUGAUUGUAUCAUUGCUUAAAAAUCUCUUCUGUGUGGUGGUAGUCAAUAAUUCUUAUUAUAUUUCAAAGAAAGUGUUAUUCUUUCAGUUGUCCUUUCAUACUGCCCCAUGUGCAAAAUACAUCAGAAUGAAAAUGGGCCUGAAGCAGGAACAUUCAGAUCAGGACUCAAAAUGCCUCUGCUCUGGCAGCAUCCUAAACCAGAACAAUUGCACUGCCAUCAGCAGAGCUCUGCCUGUGUAAAGCUGAGAACAAGGUCAAGUCCUGAGCCUCUGAAAAACGAGUCUCCAGCUGAGUCUUUGUAUUUCCCAAAUAUUCCGUUGCACCAAAUUGAAGCUAAAGCCAGGAAAUGGACAGUACUUGCAAAACACAAGGUGACAGGACCAGAAAAUUAAAGUUAAAUGUGAAAAAAUCCCCAAAACAUAAAUUUCAGCACAAAUGCUCCCGAAUCCUGUGCUUCAAAAGCUAGGAAGCAGAGGUCAUGGCUUGGAGUUUACCAUGGAGUUAGACCUUGAUCCAUUGGGUCAAACCAGGCAUAUUGACAAAAGCAGGUCCAAAUUUGUGGUGUCCUCACCAGCUGGUUGGUCCAUAUGUGUCUAAGGAGGAGACAUCAUCUGUGGCCUGGUACUGCAGGGGAUGUUUACAUUGCAGUGGGAUUGAUGCCACUGGCUUUUGUCUAGAGAUCAGCAUCUGGAGUGUGCUGCUGGUGUGUUUUGUGAAGGAAAAUCAAUAUUAAAAGAGGAUUGGGAGAAGGGGGGCUCCAGCUUGCUGGUGCAAGCAGUGUGGGAGUGGAAAAGACAAGGGGCCAGAGAGGCAUCGGAAUUCUGGUCACUCUAAACAAAGCCAACGGGAAGCAGCGACGCUGCUGCCGGGCUCGGCGGGGUCCUGGCCCACAAACCAAGCAUGAACUCACUGAAAUGUUGUGGGGAGCAGCAGGGGAAGCAGAGGAGGGAGGAGCAGGUUAGAGUUGGAAGCAUUUUGGUGGCGGAGCUGAGGCUGCACGGGCAGCUCAGCCCCUCUGCUGUGCUAGGACUGCCCCAGUGGCACUGGGAGAGCUGAGCCUGUGGGGUUCCACAGCAGCACCCCGGGCACACCCAGCUGGGAGGGCACAGACAGAGACCUGCCACAUUCCCCUGCACACAGGCUGUCCUGGCAUUGUGCUGAGCUUCCCACACCAAGACAGCUGGAGCUGAGCCAGUGCCUCCCAGGCUGCCAUUACAAGGUCCUUUCUUUAAGGACAUGUGCGCUUAAUGUCAGAAUAUUGAAACCAUACCCACGUGAACAAAGUUAGUAAGCCAGUGAUUCAUUGCUGUUUCAAACCUCUAUCUAGCCACAGUAAAUUUCUGCUCAGUAGUGACAGUCUGUGUCCACAUGCAGGCUAUGAUUUACAGUUCUGUGUUUUGUAUCAACAACAUCUGUUUAACAAAAGAUGAAAAAAAAAGCCAAGAACAUUUUUCUAACCUCUGUACCAGAUGUUUCGUUAUGCACAAGAUCCAGGGAUUAUAUCAGAAAUAAUUAAUUAUUUUAAAUAAAUGAUCUGAAGUGUUUUUCCUAAAGUAUGUCUCAUAACCACUAACAACAUGAAAACAUAGGAAUGUGGAAAAAUAAACUCAUGUUUUACACAAAUUUAUAAUUGUAUGUAUUUUAAGGGCGCAGAUAUUAUGGACCAUAUCCUAGCUUUUGAUGGUAGUGUUGGGAUUCUUGAAUAUUUGCACAGGACAGUAUCAAUUAUCAGGGUUAUGAGAAAGAUAAAAUGGCAGAGAGCAAUUGAUACAGCAGAAGAAAGCAACAGCUCAGAAAUGUGCCAUGGGGAAGGGACGACACCAGAAGCAAAGGUGUCUUCAAGGAGAGCAGUGCUGGGGUGGGACACAAGCUGGGGCUCUCCAAGCACGCUGGAGCUGUGCCCUGGCUCUCUCGUGAUCCCCUGUGGUCCCUGCACACCUGCAGAUCCCUGGGUCUUACCUGGACAGUGGCUGGAAUGUGCCAUCUCAGAGACAAAGCUGCUUAAUUUGGUUUCUGCUUGCCACCUUCCAAGGCAGAGUUACUGAAAUGGGAUCUCUCCCUUUGUGGCUGCUGCAGCCGGGGUCAGGGUGGCCUUUUCCUGUCCAGGGACAGGCUGUGACUCACAGAACUGCUGUCAGCACGUGGCUUGCCCACAACAGCAGUGUGAGAGCACAUUCAAACUUAUGGAAAAAAAUUACUUUCAUUAUUAUUUCCAUCUUUUGGAGGUAAAUGCAAAGUCCCUUAGGUGUGUUUGAUAAGCAGAAAUAUUUUGGUGCUUGUUCUUUACAGAGCUUAAAUUUGAGUGUCUAAACUGCCCCAGAGGGCGUCAGAGAAAAUUCUUUGCAAUUUGGGGUUUAUUAUCAUUCCUCACCAUAAUUUUUGCAGGGGUAUCAUAAGUGGGAAUGCUGAUACAGAAACACUGAGACAUUUAUAACUGCCUGGCCUGGAUAUCAGUCUUGAAGAACUCCCAAUUACUCAGAAUUACAGUGAUAGAUUCUGGUGUAGCCCUCAAAAACAUUCAGCCAAGUUAAAAUGGAAGUAAAUGCAUCAAUGACACUGCUAAAGCAGACUGUGGGUAUGUGUUGUGGUUUCAACCUUCUUUCAGGGGGUAACAGGUUUUUCUGUUUUUCUGUGAGCUGUGGGAACUGUAGCACAUAUCAAUCCAGUGCAGACCCAGCCAAACCUAUUAGUUCUCUUGUUACAUAAAGAUUUAUCUGUAAUUGUCAAGGUUUAUUUUUAUUUUCUUUGAAUUACUGUUCUGGAUGCAUAUAGAUGCAUAACAAUUCCUAAUUUCCCUCUCUAUAUUCUUGUACAGCACAGAUUGCUUAUCAAAAUACAGUCUUAACGUUAAAGUGUCAAACAGGAUUUGCAGAAAGCUAUUUAGGUUUGUAGUUUAGGAUGAACAUUUAUCAAAUUGUGGAUUAGCUGAAUCAUGCACUGAACCAAAUUAUUAUUGUCUGUGAUUAAAUCACAAAGUGGUUAUUGCCCUGUGUCAUCUAAAGCACACAAUAGCUUAAAUCUUGAAAAUCCCUUUUUAAGGUGGCUAUAGGAGCUACAUAACGCUGGACUUUUAGGACCAGACUCUGUCCCUAGACAAAAAAAAAAAAAAAGCUUUCAAAAGGUCAUUUGGACUGAUCUCUCUCUGCUUAUAUGGGCAGCACACUAGGAAGAGAAUGGAUGGAUUUAUUUGCAUUUCAGACAUACAGAAUUGUUCUCAGUAAAUAGAUCUCUUUGUAUGUGGUGCUAAAGUAUUUAUUCAAGGUGCUGGCCCAGAAAAGGGGAGUGAAGUGUUCCUUCUCAUGCCUGAAAGGGCAGGGGCUGCCUGCUGGAGAGCACUGAUGCCCAGUUUGUUUGCCCUCAUGCUGAGGGCACUGAGGACUGGCAGUGCCACUUCUCAGCCCUGGAGGCCAUGGGAUGACCAGCAGGGUCUCUCCUCAGCACCAGUGCACCAGAAUUUUGCCAACCCAAAGGAGCACUUGAGGGGCAACAGUCUUUCUAAAGAGGCUCAGUCUUCCGAAAGCUGUCGGAGAUUUUUUUGGGGGCUGCUGCUGUGGUUGCUGCCUGCCAACAAAGAUGUGUUCCAGGACAGCCCAGCACAGCACAUGAAGGUGCUGGUAGCAAACCUUCCUGGUGAUUGAUGCCCACGCUCCUCUUGUGCACCCUUCAGCAACCAUCUAGAUGAGGAGCAAGAGGGCUUCCAGCACCCCUGUUUUCUCAGCCUUGCUGUUGGGGCACAGCCCUCCUGAUGACAGCCUUGCUGAGUCACCGAGGAAAGAAGGAUCCUUGCAGAAUUGUGGGCUGGGAGACACAGAGGCUGCUCCCCUGCCCUGGUGCAUGCAGCAGGGCAGGUCACAGCCCAGGAAAAGUAAUGAGCAGUAAUCACCACUUUUCCUGGUGAACAGAUAGGAGGCAAAUCCUGAAAGGGCUUGUUUUCAUGUUGCAGCAAGGAGUCACGGGGUGGAAAGGGCUGAGAGUCGCUGCAUUAGAGCAUGCUGGAGAAAUGAGUCUGGCACAGCUGACGGCAGCGUGGCCCUCGCAGCCCCUGGCAGUUGCACCGGCUGAAAGUCUGCAUUAGGCUGCCUUUGCUCCUCUACUUCAUCCCUCUUGUCCUACUCUUUGACCUAUUUUCUCUCACUGUUAUCUAGUAAUCUAUUUCUUAAAGGCUCAGCCCAGUCUUUCCUGCUGGUUGCAGCUGAUCCACCUCGCUGCUAGCCUGUGAAACCAGCACCUCCUAAAGAAACAUCUCUCUGCCAAUUACUCCAAAAGCAUGGAUUCAGCUCAGCGUGAGAGCUUGAUUGAAGCCAGUUGGCUGCGCCAACAGGACAGGGAUGGCUCAAGAGAGGCUUAGUACCAAGUUUGGAAACUCUAAACAGAUUUCUUCAGUCUUUCCUCCAUCCAUGCUCAACUGGAGCCAGCAAAGUCAGAAAAAUAGCAAUAUUUUACCUAAGGGAGGACUUAUCCCACAGCUCUGCCAUGCCCCUGGAAAGCCCACAGAAGGGAAGGAGAGAGUUGCACGGAAAACUGCAGGAGGCAGACGCAGACUUCUGCUCUGAGCCUGCCUUUCUGAGACAGAGGGUUUGAGGUUUUCCAGCGAGCUUGAGGAGCAAAUCCUAAGCCCUGUGAUUUCUCAGGCAUGUGCCCUUGCCCUGGGCACCUCGAGUAUGUGCACCCAGAGCACUGCACAGAGGCCCGGCCCUGGGGCAGGUGUGCCUGUGGCUGGAGCAUCGCGAGCCAAGGGGGAGGACGGAGGAGGCGAGCACGCUGGAUCACCACACCAAAUGUCUGCUCUGCUCGUGUGCAGUCUCUCUGGCCCACAGCCUUUUGGCUCGCCCCACCUGCCUUUUUUCCCUUUUUUUUCCCCUUUCCCCCAGCUGAACUGGCAGAGAGGAGGUUGCAGCUCCUUUCAGUCCCUGCAGCUUUCCUGUCUGGCUGACGCUGUGCCCUGGACACAGAUGUCUGCUUAAAUAUGGAUCCUGCGAGGCACAAGUUACGCUUGCGGGAAGAGUGUGGAGAGGGAAGACGCUGUGAUCCGUAGGUGGGCUGUGAAUUGCUGCCGUCCUGUGCAAGAGUGAAAUAACAAUAACAACUAACAUUAUACUGCCUUAAACAGUGGUUGUUUAGAAAGAAGAUUUCGGUACAUUUUCACAAUUAAUUAUUUAUCCAGGCAGCUACUUCGUUUAAAAGCAUCCCGUCUACAUAGCUCACCCUCUGUGAGCUCAUUAAUGCUCGAGCUGUGUCACCUCAGGCUAACCUGGUGGCUGUUGAUUGAGUCCCGUGACAGCUGUUUGCAGAGGUUUGCCCUGCUCCCUGCCAGCAGCCUGCCUUCCUCCUCCAAAUUGCCUCUCCAUUCCAGGCAGGGUUCAAAUUUCUGAGUGAACACUAUCCUGGGCAAAAUGGUUGGAUUUCUAAGAGCAAUAGGUAAGGCAUGACAGAUAACAUCCUGCACACCCCCAGGAGUGCUCCUGCAUGUUACAGCUUGAAGGUGUUGGUCAAGGUGAACCCUGCACCGAGCCCAUAAACGUUUAAGUCCCAGAACAAAUGUUUGGGGGUGUACAAACAUGUUAAUGACCUCCAGUUAAUUGGCAGUCAAUUACCUUGAAGUAAAAAUAGCUUUCUCAUUGCUGAGCAGUCACAAGAGCGUAUGUUCCCCUAUGAGCACUGAAAUUUUUGGCUAAGGAGCCUUGUCCAACUUGUCUUCUGGAUCCCGGCAGGUCUGUUAUCAAAAGUUUGUUGUCCCCAGCACCAACUGCUGUUUGUUUUUGGUAGAGACUCAGCAAACAGAGCUGUCUGCCAAAGCUAAUUUUUACACUGCCCUUUAAUAAAGUUCUGCAGUUCAUAAUGCAAUGAAAAAGUAAGAUCAUACUGACUGGCAAAAGCGUGCAAUUCAGCAAGCGAAAGUACCUGCUGUGUGCACUAUAAAGGAACUAUCAGUGAAAGCUAGGUAAGUAUUUUUAACCUAAAGACAGCUUGGCAGGUUAUAAUGUGUCUCCUACCAAAUUUCGAAUCUUUCUGAUCCUUUGCAUGACAAAAAUACACAGCUGGACUGAUUUCAUCAGAUGUGUAUUGCAGCUGAGAACAAGAGGCCUGCACCUAACACAGCUCUUGGUACUCAAGUAGGACCUGUGGGCAGAUGUUUGACCUGUUGCCUCUCUGCCACCUACAAAAGUCAGCAGCAUCUUUUCAGGAGGUCUCCAGUCCAUGCAAACCAUCAGCUUCUCUUAGAACUUGGAUCAAGUCCUUGACAAUACUUUGGGAAAAAAAAGGCCCAGAUUUUCCUGAUAUGUAAUGAAACCACACCUGGGUUUCAUUCCUGGAAGAGAUUGUCACAGCAUUUCUAGGAAGGCAAUAACUGGGCACACGUGAGUCUGUCACUGAAGUCCCGUGACUCUGGGGCUUGUGGUGGCCGAGAUGAGCUGGCACGUGGUGCAGGGUGGUUCCAGCUGCAGAGCCACAUCUGCUCCAUGUGCUCCACAGUGUCGUGUGGCAGCGAGUGAGGUACUAGCUGCCUGUGCCAUCCCUGUCUCCAGCUGCUCCUGGCCAUCCCUCUCUCCAGGCAGUGUAAUGUCGUGCCGAGAGGAGGGAAGCAGGUGACACUGGGAGCCUCAGGACAGCCAGGGUAUCUGGCACCUGUACAGAUUCCUCUGGAUGCUGCAGUGUGGUGCAGGGUCAGUCCACAAAAAUCUUUCCAAAGCAGCCGGAGGUCUCUGCCUUGUGUCCUGGAGGAGUGAGGGAGUGGCAGACGGAAAAAACAAAACUAGCAAAGUGCAUUUCACAAUCCUGGCAGCAGUACUCGGCAAACAGAGGAGCCACAAUGAUGGAGUCUCAGAUUGCUCUCCCUGUGCAGCCUGGCUUUAGGAACUUUGGUGUUGUUGUGAGGCUUGAAAGGGCUCCUGUUCCCUCUGCUGGCUCCUAUGGCCUUGCAUUUGGUAUCCUCAGGUGUUUCAAGCAGGAGGAGCUGUAAUGAGUGCAGAUACCAGAGCUUUCCAGGAAACAUUCAGGUACAAGUGCAGCUCUGUUCACUGUAGCUGCCUUGAAUUAAAGUUCUGUGCCUGUAGUGGCAGACAAAUUUGCUGGCAAACAUUUUGAAAAAAAAAAAAAAAGAAAAAGGCAUCAAUCCAGAAAGGCACUGUGCACAAACUAAGCUUAGUAUAAGUGAGUACACCUGUGCUCGACACCAGGCACGUGAUGAAUGCUCUGCUACAUCCUAGCCAAAAUAAAUUUAAAAUGAAUAUCGGCGUGUACUGGUGGAAGCUGAAUGUUGGUCUUGUAAGCAGGACCGCAUGUGGCAGAAACAGGAUCCUCCGGCUCCGCGUGUCAGCUGGGGAUAUCCACAGGAGAGAGGGUCACGUGUGCUCCUCUCAAGCUCACCAGCAGAGCUGGUGAAAACAGGUUUUGAUUUGAAUGAGUUAUGACCCAUUGAAAAUGGCAUCAUGUGUAACCACAGUAAAUUGUCAUAAUGAGAUCACGAGGCUCGAGAAGUGAGCGGCGAGCAAAGAGGCUGCGUUCCACCGGCGCCCAUGGCUGCCAGCCCGGGGCUGCAAGAUGCAACCCGGGGACAUGCUCCUGCUCCCUAGGCAUCUUUGGUAAUUUAGGGACAGGACCAGGGGUUGCAUAGUCAGACAAAAACUCAUUGGAAGUUUUGAGUUAAAAAGAAGAAAAAAAGCUAAAAUUCAUACAGCUUUGCAUUUAGUCUUAUCCAGAGUAACAGAGGGGACUGGGCUAACACAAAGAGUGGACAAACAUGAGUACUGUUAGUGCUGCCAUGCUCACUCAGGCUUAGCCUAGCUGUUUCUAAAUCAUGCUGCUGUAGGAGGGGAGGGUUUGGUGAUCAGGACAGAGCACUACAGAGGUGAAAGGAAGUCCUCCUGGAAGCAUGAUAAAGCCUUGGUGUAUCCCAGGUUCACAGCUCUGCCGGACCAGACCUCCUGGACCCUGCUCAGGCAUGGCUGCCCUGGGCUGCCCAGCUGUAAAUGCUGCAGAAUCAUCACUGCCCUCUCUAUUUUCAUUGGAAAAAUAGAGGCAAAGUCUAAGACUAUGAUCAGUUUGAUGGACUUAAAUCUUUACCAAAUACCUGGACAAGAUAAGUAGCAGAGCUCCUGCCUUCCAGGUGUCUUGUGGGGGGACUUUGGCAAGAGCUCCUUUCUGUUCCUCCCGACACAGUGCUAUUUGCGUGGGGCCAUUCACAGCUCAGGGGACUGGAAGAAACACACUCAUUCUGCUUCUCUUCUCAAGUUAUCAAGUGCACGUGGCGCAGCCACAUCCUCCCGCUGCCCGCGAGGUGCAGGGCAGAGGUAUGUGUGCAUGCUGCCCACUGCAGGACCUGCUCUGUUCCCUUGGUCUCAGGGCAAAGCAGGUUGCUUUCCACGUGGCUGCCACUCCUCCUAGUCUAGUCUUGCACCCUUCUGUCUCCUCUGUCUGUUAAGCACACAAAUAUCUGUGCCCCUGAGCCAUGGAGACAAUUCGGGCUCGUGCGGAUACACAGCACCUUCCUGACUCAUGUUGACUGUUUACAGUGGUUUGGUCAUGGCUGAAUUCAUAGUCUGAGUCCAUGGACAAAGAAACACCCAGCUCAGUGCUGUUCCAGGCAGUGCAGGUUAGCCCUUGGCUCCGGGGUUGUGCUUGCAUUUAUCCAAGAUGCGCAGUCUGAACAGCACAUUGAAGCCUAAGCCAUUCCCAGGACCCCACAUCUCCAGUUGUGGACAGCUGGCUCCAGGUUCUUCUGCUCUUCCAGUAGAAGUGCUUGAGGCUGAUCUGGAAGGCUCUUGUCUUGUUUUCCUGGUGCUGCCUUGCUGACAUUGCUGCAAGGACAGCCGAAAUAGAUGGAGACCAGCCAAGGUGAAGAGACAGAGGGGAAAUGUGUCCCUGCAUACAUUUAAGAACAAAGCACGGGGAGCACUGAGGAUUUCCUGGUGUACCAGAGGAGUCUUCCCAGUGAGGGCAUUUCUGCCUGCCAGAGCUACGGGUGAAUGUGCCAGCACUGCCCACACUGCAGUACAGGUGCAGCUGUGGGGAGCCCAGAUUUUCCAGUUGGUACCUUCUCUGUAGCUAAUGAGAACCAAGAAUAAAACUGCUUGUUUGAAAUACUUUCUGAAUUUACUGCUUUAGCUCACUUGCUAUGUGUCACCCACUGAGCAAAAGUCCUUCUGAGCUUUCAUUCUCUAGUCUCAGCUUAGUAGCCCUGCAUAAACCCCUACUAACGUGCCUUAUUUUU
Motacilla alba alba is the source of this 24590-nucleotide messenger RNA. It is a transcript of the gene ITPR2, whose product is annotated as inositol 1,4,5-trisphosphate receptor type 2. Bases 219 to 8156 code for a protein of 2645 amino acids. Lineage: Eukaryota; Metazoa; Chordata; Aves; Passeriformes; Motacillidae. Gene Ontology annotation, biological process: calcium ion transmembrane transport. Gene Ontology annotation, cellular component: membrane; endoplasmic reticulum. The record is from RefSeq and is a predicted model, not a curated record. Gene Ontology annotation, molecular function: inositol 1,4,5-trisphosphate-gated calcium channel activity; inositol 1,4,5 trisphosphate binding. The transcript has 56 exons.